UCCCCAGCUCUUUUUUAUCCAUUUUCGCUUAUUCUGCUUUUUCUCUUAAUAUAAUCCAAAUACCUAACAGAAAAGAAAAAAAAAAAAAAAGGAAAACUACGUGUGGUGCUUUUUUCGAAUUCCACCGCCGCGUCUUAUUUCUCUGUCCAGAAUAAUUUUUCCCGAGAAACAAACAAAGCAACCCUAUUAGAACUCGCCACUUGUGUUUUGCGAAAAAGAUAGGCUCAGAGAAAAUUCUCCCCAAUCGACCUAUUACGCAGUUGGAUAGAGUUUCCCAGUUUUAUCCAUUUGCCUCGGUUACAACAAAUAAUUAAUUUUUUUUUUAAUUUGAUUUUAUUUCUAUCUAGAAGUAAUUUCACGACUAGGAAAAAUAUUUUCCUUCUGAUACUCAAUUUUCUCGGGAAAAAGGAACUAGACAAAAUGAUGAGAAGGCAACAAGAUCAGCAGUCGGGGGUUUUGUAUGAGCUUUCAUCUCUAGUCCUCAACAUCCUUCGAUCUCCUCCAUCGCCGAUUCCGUUUUCCGAUCAGUUACCGGAGAUGCCUCCGACGCGGAGGUUAUCACCGACAUCCUCGUCCUCGGCGGCGUCGCAGAUCUCGCCGGCAGGGUUUGCCUCGCUCUUAUUAGGGAUUUCUUUGGCUCUGAUGCUUUGUGGGUCAGUAACUUUCUUCAUCGGAUUCAUAUUGAUGCCUUGGGUUCUAGGAUUGGUGAUGGUGUUCUACGUGGCUGGGAUUGUUUCGAGCCUCUCCAUGUUGGGUCGCUCCAUUUUUUGUUACGCCAUGGGACCUUCUCAGCCCCGGAAGGAAAUUCCUGCAUGGAAAGUAUUGUGAAGAGGAUGAGGCGAGUCAUAGGAGGAAUUAAAUGCUUCGUUAAAAGCAGAGCAGCACACAGAAUAUGUUGUUGUGGUUGAUUGGUUGUUGUUGCUGCUGUGUUUAGAUUCUAAUGCGAAGUGAAGUUAUAGAAUCAUCAUCAUCUUCUUCAAGAACUGUGGAUAACCAAUCUUCAAAUCAAAUUUUACUGAACUAUGUGGAUACAACUUCUUUUGUUAAGUUCAAAUAGCAAAUCAAUGGAAGUGUUUAUUAUUUACUACUACUGCCCCAAUAUGAGAACAUGGGAUAUGGUCUUUUGUUUUCAUACUUACCAAAUUAGCUCUCAAAGUUUCUUUUUUCUUCUUCUUUUUUAUGUGUCAUUUUAAUCUGUAAAUUUACAUUAUUAUAGGCACUAUUGUUAUUGAUGAUGAGGAGGGCUGAAAUGAGGUCAAAAAAGUGGAAUCAUAUGCUUCUCACAAAUACUAAACCUUAAAAUAAAAUGUUACAUUAAUCA
Messenger RNA from Cannabis sativa, 1321 nucleotides. RefSeq lists its product as uncharacterized. Lineage: Eukaryota; Viridiplantae; Streptophyta; Magnoliopsida; Rosales; Cannabaceae. The transcript has 2 exons. The coding region runs from base 421 to 828 and encodes 135 amino acids. The record is from RefSeq and is a predicted model, not a curated record.